Messenger RNA from Paramecium octaurelia, 2184 nucleotides. NCBI's taxonomy places the organism in Eukaryota, Ciliophora, Oligohymenophorea, Peniculida, Parameciidae. The record is from the annotation of a GenBank genome assembly.
AUGAUUCCAUAUGACGGAUGUCACGAAUGCAAAUUUUCAUGCUAAGAAUAAUGUAUUGAUUGCAUUUACGGGAUAUGUUUUGGUUGUAUUGAUACAGGUUGGAUACUUAAUUAAAUUAAUAUUUGUACUCCUUAAUGUGGAGAUGGCAUUGUUGUUGAAGAAUAUGAAUAAUGUGACGAUGGCAAUGACAUCCCUUUUGAUGGUUGUUAUUACUGUUAAUUUGAAUGCCCAUAAGGUUGUAUUUAAUGCUAAUCAAACUAAUGCCAAAAAUGUCAUCAUUUAUAUGUAUUAGACAUUAAAACAGGUAAUUGUUUAAAAUCAAGCAACGAUAAUGAUGACUAAUAAAUAGAAUUUUCAAUUCUCUAGCCUGAGUAAAUGGUAAAUUUCAGAUGUGGUGAAAAUCAUGUACUUAUUAAUAAUAUGUGCUUUGAUAAAUGCGGCAAUGGAUUAAGAGACAAUCAAUAUGAAGAAUGCGAUGAUGGAAAUUUAUAUGGAGGGGAUGGUUGUUCUUCUUUUUGUCAGAUAGAGAGUUCAUAUGAAUGUAUAGAUUAGGUAUACUCUUUAAGUUUAUGUACAUAUAUUAAAGCUCCUGAAAUUAAUUUGAACAUUCUUACUAAUAAUGGAGAUUCUCUUCAAGUUGUAGAGUUGACUUUUACUUCAUAAGUCUUAUUGGAAGAAGCUGCAAAUUUUGAAGAUAUCAUAGCAUUUACUAUUAAGCCUUAAACUCAAUACUAGUUAACAAUCAUCAGCAUUUCAAAUAUAACAAUAUAAUUAAACAAUCCUAAAUAUUAAAUUUAAAUUGAAUUCAUUGAACCAGUGUAACAUCCUAUGUUAGAAGUUGUAAUGCAGAAAAAUACUAUUUAUAACUCAUUUAAAUUAGGAUUAAAAGAAAAUGAAAAAUAAAUUAAUCUUGGUGCACCCUUUGUGCUUCCAGAAACCACUAAGUAGUAGCUAAAUAGUAUAGUUUAACUUAAUGAUGCAAUGAUGUAUUCAAUGGCUGGGGUGUCAAGUUUAGCUUUAGGAACAGGAAAUUCAAUUGUAUUUUUUAAUUUACUAGAUCUAUUACAAUCAUUUUCAUAUUUAAGGUUUAUGCAAUCAUAAUUUCCACCACAUUUAAGAGAUUUUUUGAAUACUUAUACUAAGGUUUCAUUGCAACCAAUCUUAAAUUAUUUGAAAGUAGAUUAGUUAUUGGAAGAUUUAAAUGGAAAAAGUAAAUCAGAUUAAGUAAAGAAUAAUUUAUAACCAGACUAUGAAAUCAUUUUAAUUUAGCCUUAUUUGUUAAAUGCAAAAAGUUGCUAUUUUUCCAUUCUUGCCUCUAUUUUAACCUAUUUAUUUUAUUGUGCUUUAAUUUCAAAAACUUUAGGAAAUUUUAUUUUCUAAUGGUUUGAAAAAUAUCAAUACAAUAAUAAAGUCGUUAAACUUACCCAUUUAUUUUAAAAAUGUAUUCAGAAAAAGUUUUAUAAAUAAAAAAUAGAAUAUUUUUCUUUAGGAAUUUUUCAAGUUUAUUAGGCUAUUCUGCAUUAGUUAACCUUUAGUGUAUUGCUAUAAUUUCCUAAUUACACAUUUGAUUCUCCAUUUACAAUUCUGAACAGUGUCAAUGCUAUUUUAGGAUUAGGGUUUAUUUUAAUUGCGAAUAUUCAUUUACUUUCAAUUACUACAAUUAAAAUAAAAAAUUAAAGAAAAUGGAGGUAUUUCUAUUCUGAAUCUAAAACUUAGUUUUGGGCAUGUUAAUUUAAGUCUUUUUAAAUUUACAAAAUCCUAUUUUUCAUCUUCAUUAUAACAGAAUUAAUCAAUUAUCCAGAAGCAUAAUCAAUCCUACUUUCUAUGAAAUCAUUGUUUUUUUUGAUUUAUUUAAUUAAAUUCAAGCCCUUAAAAUCCUUUUUUGAGCUUACUAAAUUAGUUUGUAAAGAAUUUAUAUUUAUGAUAAUUUCAGGGACUUUUUUAUUUUAUAGCUUUGAAUUCAGUUAAGAAACUUUUAUUCUCAUUGGUUGGAUUCAUAUUAGUCUGUUUUGUACAAUUAUGGCUUCUAAUUUAUUUGUAGACAUAUUGUAAUAAAUCAGGAAAAAGUAUGAGGCUAGUUUAUUAAAAAAACAAAAAGAUAGAGAUGAGUUGUAGUCUAAAUUGAAAUUGAAUAAUGUACAAGGAUUUUCAUUAAAUGGGUAUGAUUAAUAAAUAUAAAAAUGA